Messenger RNA from Chanos chanos (milkfish), 699 nucleotides. RefSeq names its product Rho family GTPase 1b (gene rnd1b). The record is from RefSeq and is a predicted model, not a curated record. Gene Ontology annotation, biological process: small GTPase-mediated signal transduction. Gene Ontology annotation, molecular function: GTPase activity; GTP binding. Bases 1 to 699 code for a protein of 232 amino acids. Lineage: Eukaryota; Metazoa; Chordata; Actinopteri; Gonorynchiformes; Chanidae. The transcript is spliced from 5 exons.
AUGAAGGAGAGAAGAAAUACCCAGCCACUGGUAGUGAGAUGUAAAUUGGUUCUAGUUGGGGAUGUACAAUGCGGAAAAACCGCUAUGUUGCAAGUCUUAGCAAAGGAUUGCUAUCCAGAGACGUAUGUGCCCACGGUGUUUGAAAACUACACUGCUUGCCUGGAGCUGGACGACCAACGCGUGGAGUUGAGUUUAUGGGAUACAUCAGGAUCGCCGUACUACGAUAACGUACGGCCACUGUGCUACAGUGAUUCAGACGCUGUUCUCCUGUGUUUCGACAUCAGCCGCCCAGACACCGUUGACAGCGCUCUUAAGAAGUGGAGAACCGAAAUCGUGGACUUCUGCCCCAGCACACGCAUUCUCCUCGUCGGCUGCAAGACAGACCUGCGGACAGACGUCUGCACGCUGAUGGAGCUGUCCAACCAAAAACAGACACCCAUAACCCAUGAGCAGGGCUCUGCCAUGGCCAAACAGCUGGGUGCGGAGGCUUACCUGGAAUGCUCAGCCUUCACCUCGGAGAAGAGCAUCCACAGCGUCUUCCGUACGGCCGCCCAGGCCUGCAUUAACAAGCUCCAGCCACUGGAAAAGCCAAGCCCCACGCGCCGCCUCUCCAAACGCCUGUUGCACCUCCCCAGCAAGUCUGAGCUGCUCUCCUCCACUUUCAAGAAGGAGAAAGCCAAGAGCUGCUCCGUCAUGUGA